AGCUGAGGCGGGGCGUCGUAAAGAUGGUGAUCUUCAGUGUGUAUGUGGUGAACAAGGCUGGAGGUUUAAUUUACCAAUACGACAACUACGUCCCGAGAGCGGAGGCCGAGAAAACAUUCAUUGGAGAAUUUCCAGCUGUCCCUCUGGAUCUAGUGCUUAAACACCACGAUGAAAAGGUCAUCGUGUCGUUUGGACAGCGGGACGGAAUCAGAGUGGGCCAUGCAGUGCUGUCCAUCAAUGGAGUGGACGUGCUGGGCAAGAACACAGCAGAUGGAAAGGACACCCUUGAAUAUUUAAAGGAUCCUGCAAAUUAUCCAGUGUCCAUUCGCUUUGGUCGAGCACGACUGAGCUCCAACGAGAAGCUGAUGCUGGCAUCCAUGUUCCACUCGUUGUUUGCUAUCGGUUCACAGCUGUCUCCUGAGGUUGGAAGUUCAGGGAUUGAGAUGCUAGAAACGGAUGUCUUCAAACUCCACUGCUUCCAGACUCUCACAGGAAUAAAGUUCAUCGUGCUGGCGGACCCUCGACAAUCUGGCAUUGAUGCGCUAUUGAGGAAGAUUUAUGAGAUCUAUUCAGAUUUUGCACUCAAGAACCCAUUUUAUUCUCUGGAGAUGCCAAUCAGGUGUGAACUAUUUGACCAGAACCUGAAGGGUGCACUGGAGAUCGCAGAGAAAGCUGGAAACUUUGGAGCUGGAUCUUGAACCAGUGAAGACUAAAUAUAAUGUGCUAUGAUUUCUUACCACAAUAGAUUCACUGACUUCUUAUGAAGGUGGUUAAAUGUUCAGUUAAGGGGAAAAAAACCAAGUGGAUUUUCUUUGUUUCUUUUUCCAAUUUGGUAUCAGACUGUAAGUUAACACAUUGUAAAUACAUUGUUUUGUAAAUACUUGAAGAUGGCUGAAUAUGUAUUGACUAAAUGAGUGAUUUAACUGUAGUAUCCUGGACAUUAAGCAUGAACUAGGAAACCUAACAACAACUCAAGCCACUGAAGACCACACAUUUUGCUUUCUAUAAAAAAAAAGAU
Messenger RNA from Anoplopoma fimbria (sablefish), 1018 nucleotides. RefSeq names its product trafficking protein particle complex subunit 4 (gene trappc4). Lineage: Eukaryota; Metazoa; Chordata; Actinopteri; Perciformes; Anoplopomatidae. Gene Ontology annotation, biological process: endoplasmic reticulum to Golgi vesicle-mediated transport. Bases 24 to 698 code for a protein of 224 amino acids. Gene Ontology annotation, cellular component: TRAPP complex. The transcript has 6 exons. The record is from RefSeq and is a predicted model, not a curated record.